This is a messenger RNA of Hippocampus zosterae (dwarf seahorse), 11530 nucleotides long. RefSeq names its product IQ motif and SEC7 domain-containing protein 1-like. The record is from RefSeq and is a predicted model, not a curated record. Gene Ontology annotation, molecular function: guanyl-nucleotide exchange factor activity; protein binding. Lineage: Eukaryota; Metazoa; Chordata; Actinopteri; Syngnathiformes; Syngnathidae. Gene Ontology annotation, biological process: actin cytoskeleton organization; regulation of ARF protein signal transduction. Bases 1239 to 6323 code for a protein of 1694 amino acids. The transcript is spliced from 17 exons.
UCGUUUUUGGUGAACAUUUAGGGCACCUAUGCAAUUGAGGUUGGAAAUUGUGAUGUUGGAGAGAUUAUUAUUUGGUUUUCGAUUGGGCAAAAUAAUUUCACGCUUCGAGCGCCACCUGUCAGCGUGUUUUCACGUGGGCAGAUAGUUAUGUGGAAGGGCGUAUUUACGUCAGCGUGCAUCAACUCAAUCACAGGUUCGAGCUCGUCCGCAAUGCGCGUGUGCGACGCUCACAUCCUAGAUCCGCGAGCGCGCGCGUCCUCGUAUGCUUCCCAGUUGGCAUUCUGUCUGGAGUCAGCACCUCCUCCUCUUUCUCUGCCUCCUCUUCAUCUGCGCGCCGGAGGAGGAGGAAGAGGAACGCUUUUUUUUUGUCAGCACUGCAGCGGCGGCUCAGAGGAAUGAUGGUGUUGAUGAGGAGGAUGAUAAGUGAUCAAGCAGAACGGACUUGAAGACCAUCAGGAAGGACGCAACAACAUCAGUCGUAGCAUAAGGAUCCGGAAGGAGAAUCCCGGACACGACAGCGGAUGAACAUCCAUCUGCAGCAGCUGUGGGAUGAGGCGUGCCAAGCAUUUCUCCGUGUCGUGAGAUGAAGGAUUGAAUUGACUCCUUCUCCGGUUGCUCUCUGGCACCUGAAGGGUUUCCCAAAGCGGGAAUCUGCCUGACAGUUUUCUUGCUUUUUUGUUGUUGUUGUUGUUUUUUUUUUUGGAAAGCUGCCAUGUGAAUGGGACACUUGAACAAUGACAUCUAAUUUUGACGACGUGCUGGAAGAUGGCCACGCCGAAACCUUCCUGCUGGCGUUAAAGCGGACACAAGUGACUAAUUGAUUGGACCUCGGCUUGGAGUGAACUCCUUCACUGCUUGGUUUUGUCCUGUUUUUCUUCCAUCAUGGCUUUUGCGUAUUCCUCCGUCGCGGAUGUGAAGGCCACCGGAGAAUCCUGACUGAAGUGGAAAUGCUCCACAAGUCCGCCAAGCCUUCCGAUCAGCGCCAGAGAGUGCCGGAUCCAUCUUGAUCUUCCUAUCAGACCUUGAAGAAGAGCCAGUACUCUCCCCCCCACUUUCUGCCAGUGGGGGGGAGGGUUGGGCUUAGUUAGCUCCUAGUCGUGUAGUUGUUUUGUUUUGUUUUGUUUUGUUUCGUUUUAGAUGUUCUGAGAACUUCAAGUAGGAACUUGCUUUUUUUUAGCUUCUCUCACUGGUGGCUUUGUAGGUUCCGUCUUUUUUUGACAUCGAGUUUGCAGUUAGCUAUGGACGCUAAUCAAGGUGCGGGCCAGGGCAGCCCGGAAAGCCCGAAUCGUGCGGUGGAGUACCUCCUUGAACUCAACAACAUCAUCGAAAGCCAGCAGAAGCUUCUGGAAACACAGAAGCGGCGCAUCGAUGAGCUGGAGGUCCAGCUAGACCGCCUCAGCCAAGAGAACAAAGACCUGCGCUUGGACCGCCAGCCUCCACCCGCACCUCCUCCGGAGCCUCGUCUUCCUCCUCCUCCCCCGCCGCCGCCUCCCACUCACUUCUCUUCUGUUCCCACCAAAAACCACCACCACAACAAGCCUCCCACCUCCAUCCCGCUCAAUGCCAGCCACAAUCACCAGCACCACCACUACAACAGCACCUCGGCGGUUCGCAUUCCCGCCUCGCAGGUCCCCGCACCGGCUCCUCCCCCGCCGCCGCCUCCCAUUCCACCCCGGGAGCAGCCUCGGGGGCACGGCCGUCUGAGUCGGGCGCCGUCCGCCAGCACCGGAACCAACACUAACUUUGUGGAGAAGGAGAAGGAGCGCCUGGAGCGCCUGCACAGGAGCAACGCCGCCAACAACCACCACGCCCACACGCUGCACCACCACAAAGCUGUGGAAGGUGAGCCACGCUGUUCAGAGGCGCUGCCAUUUCCAGAUUCAUUGUUUGGCCACCCUCACGCCUCCAGCACCAGUACCUCCAGUGGGCCCCUGGGAGCCUCCCACGCACAGGACAGCUCGCCCGUGUCUUCGCCCAGCGCGUCGAGCUUGACGUGGGCUCAUCGGAGUCGCCAGCAGCCUGCCAGCCUGGCACUACGCAAGCAAGAGGAGGAGGAGAGCAAGCGCUGCAAGGGUUUUUCUGACAGCUAUGAGCUCUCCACGGACCUCCAGGACAAGAAGGUGGAGAUGCUGGAGAGGAGGUACGGUGGCCAGUUUGUGUCCAGGCGAGCGGCCAGGAUCAUUCAGACGGCGUUCAGGCAGUACCGCAUGAACAAGAACUUCCAAAGGCUCCGUAGCUCGGCCUCAGAGAAUCGGAUGACCCGACGCAUCAUUUUGUCCAACAUGAGGAUGCAGGUACGCACACACACACACACACACACACACACACACACACGCACGCACACACAUAUGGUAUGCCAUCCUGUUCUGUGUGUCCAGUACUCCUUUGAUGAGCGUCAGCCGCAGGGUCAAGGGUAUUCAGGUCCGCAGGGGGCUGAGGGCACAGGAGACAUGGACGACUCUUUCUCCAAGCAGGUCAAGUCUCUGGCAGACUCGAUGGACGACUCGCUCACCUGUCAAUCAGGUCGAGAGGACUCCCAAGAGGCAAGAAAAGAGGGAGAAGAGGAGGAGGGUGACGAGGAGGAAGAAGAGGAGGAAGAUGAGGAGGAAGAAGAGGAGGAGGAGGAGGAAGAUUACAGGGAAUGUUCCUGGGGUGGGACCUCCUCCUCCUCCUGCCAUGUGGUGGGACAAGCCGGGCGGGGGCCCUCCGGCGCCGCCAUGCAUGAGGACAGUACGGCCACUUCGUUCAGCGAUGUUACGCUCUAUAUGGACGACGGCUGCCUCCCGUCCUCGCCAAUCUCCCGCCCGCCCUCCUCGCCACUGGCCUCCAGCUCCGAUACUGAGUACUGGGGCGGCGUGAGUGGGAGGGAGGACAGCCGAGAGACAGAGAGAGGUGGCAACGGCAGCCGGAGGAGCAGUACCCCUUGCACAGAGUGUCGGGGGGAGUACCGAGGGAGGCCUGCCGCAGGAGGACACUUGCCUGUCUUGACCAUAGAGCCGCCCAGCGACAGCUCAGUUGACAUGAGUGACAGGUCCGAGCGAGGCUCCAUAGGCCGUCUGGUCUAUGAACAGGAACCGCCUGGAGUGGAACAAGGCGCAGGAGUAGAAAGUGGAGGCGGGGAUGGCGAGAGUGGAGAAGAUGAACACGGAGGUGCCGGGGCAGGGAGUAGCGAGGCCGAAUCACCGCAGGGAACCAUCAAACACAAACCAAACGGCCGCUCGGUGGUGAUGGCGCAGGGACAGACUCGGAGUUCCGCCCCCGCCGCCGUGCAAAUGCCCUCGGCUCGCACCCUGCCGUCCCACAUGCUGCCUCACCCGCUCCAGCACGCGCACCCUCACCCGUCCCACAUUCCCCACAUGCCCACCGUGCUGCACCACCACCCGCAAUACAACCACAUGCCGUAUGUGCAUCACAGCGGGGCAGCGUAUGUGCCGCAUUUUGCCCAGCACCACUACCACCAUCUGCACCACCACCACCACCUCCCACAUUCAUACCCGGAGGCCCCUUCUUCGCCCCUGCCCUCGCCCGUUCCACCUCUCUCCCCGAUUCCACCGCCGCCACCACUCACGCCCACUCCGCUGUCAUCUUCGGCGGACGCCCAUCAGCAUUUGCACCACCAGCCACACCUGCACCACCCACUUCAUCACCACUUGCUGUGCUCGGAUGGCGACAAUGAGAGCGUUAACUCCACCACCACCAACUCCAACGAUGACACCACCGUCAACAACGGAAGCUCGGGCUCGUCGUCGCGUGACAGCCUGCGCGAGCCCACGCCGGCGGCACUCAGCAAGCAGACGUAUCAGCGCGAGAGCAGACACAGCUGGGACUCGCCCGCAUUCAACAAUGACGUGGUCCAGCGGCGCCACUACCGCAUCGGACUUAACCUCUUCAACAAGAAGCCGGAGAAGGGAAUCCAGUAUCUGAUCGAGAGGGGCUUUGUUUCGGACACGCCGGUAGGCAUCGCAAGGUUCGUCCUGGAGAGGAAAGGUCUGAGUCGUCAGAUGAUCGGCGAGUUUCUGGGCAGCAGGCAGCAGUUCAACAAGGACGUGCUCGAUUGCGUUCUGGAUGAAAUGGACUUUUCGGGAAUGGACCUGGAUGAUGCUCUCAGGAAGUUUCAAGCUCAGAUCAAAGUUCAGGGUGAAGCACAGCGGGUGGAGCGGCUGGUUGAGGCUUUCAGUCAGCGGUAUUGUGUGUGCAACCCGGUGCUGAUACGGCAGUUCCAAAAUCCAGACACCAUCUUUAUCCUGGCCUUCGCCAUUAUACUCCUCAACACUGAUAUGUACAGCCCCAACGUGAAGCCUGAAAAGAAGAUGAAACUGGACGACUUCAUCAAGAACCUGCGAGGCGUGGACAACGGUCAGGAUAUUCCCAGAGACCUACUGGUGUCCAUCUACGGAAGGAUCCAGAAGUGGGAGCUGAGGACCAAUGACGACCAUGUGUCUCAGGUGCAGGCGGUGGAGAGGAUGGUGGUCGGCAAGAAGCCCGUUCUGUCGCUGCCUCACCGCCGGCUGGUGUGCUGCUGCCAGCUGUUCGAGGUUCCCGACCCGAACCGAGCCCAGAGGAGCGGCGUCCACCAAAGAGAGGUCUUCCUUUUCAAUGACCUGCUCAUGGUAACCAAGAUCUUCCAAAAGAAGAAGGCCUCUGUGACGUAUAGUUUCCGACAAUCAUUCCCUCUGGUGGACAUGCAGGUGCACACCUUCCAGAGCACUUAUUACCCUCACGGCAUCAGGUUGACAUCGGCCAACCCCGGGGGCGAGAGGAAAGUCCUGAUUGUGUUCACGGCGCCAAGCCAACAGGACCGUGCUCGCUUCACCUCGGACCUGAGAGAGAGUGUGGCCGAGGUGCAGGACAUGGAGAAAUAUCGCGUGGAGUCCGAGCUUGAGAAGCAGAAAGGCGUGAUGCGUCCCGCUGCGCUGAUGGCGGGCAGACAGGGCGGUGGGGAUGCAGCGGCAGGGCCUGCGAAGAGUGAGGCGGUGAACGGCAUCCUGGGUCGGCCUAGCCUGGAUGACACGUACGCGUCAGUGGACGGACUCAAACGCACGGCACUCAGCUCUUCGCUCAGAGACCUGUCAGACAGCGGGAAGCGAGGUCGUCGGAACAGCGUGGGCUCAUUGGACAGCACAAUAGAAGGGUCCAUCAUCAGCAGCCCGCGACCACACCAGCAAUACCACCCCGGGGGAAUUCUGGUCUACAGCCCCAUGAUGGCGCCCUCGUCUCCAACAGCCUACCGGCCACACCGCCCUACUCAGAGCCCCGGUACAGGGGUGGGCGGUGGGCCGGGGCUCUGUCACAACCAGGGUGGCCCGAAUAUGUCCCCGCUCGUGAGCGGGGGCGGGGCUGCAGCUGGCGCUGGGUUGGAGAUGGGGGUCGGGCCAGGCGCCGGCGGCCGGCUGGGGAACUUUUUUGGCAGCCGCAGAGGGAAAGUUCCCGGUCCCCUGACGAUGACAUCACCGACACCGCAGUGUCCCCCGAGUCCCCUGAUGAUAUCCUCCCCGCCCCAUUACCCCGCCCCCGAGCCUCCCAUCGCCCACCCGCCCUCCCCUUCCCCAUGCCCCUCCCCAUCUGUCAACCUUGGCCAAUCGGACCUGGGAGGCGUUGGAGGGGGAGGAGGCACAGGAGGAGCACCGUCCAAGCUCCAGGCCUUGCACGCCCAAUAUUGCCACGGCAACAGUGGGGGCAGUGCGGUCAGCGGGCACCAGCCACAACAGACUCCCCCCCCACCUUACCACCACCAUCACCGAUACCACGUCCAAAGCGCCCCACAGCACCACCCCCUCAUGCACAGAGUGUCAGUCCCGCGACGCCAGGUCCAGUCCGGCUGCGCCCCGUCUCACAUGCAGCAGCAUCAGCGGAUCCAGCAGGCCGCCGCCCAGCACCAGCGCUACAACGCAGCCUCGGGUUUCAUCACGCCUCCACCGCUUUCCCCACACUCACCCCUCACCCCAACGACGCCACACGGACUCUUUCGACCGGGCGGUGGAGGCAAACUCCCGCUUACAAUUUCACACUCGCAGCCCCACCCUCACGCUCACUCUCACAACCACGCCGUCCACUCCCCACUAAGCCCCUCUCCCGCCAGCUUGCCCUCCACGCACUUCAUCUUCUCAACACCACCACCCCAGCCCCCAUCGGCACGCCUGGUCUCCCAGACGCUGCCGCAACCCUACGCUCCCCAGUAUCCACCGCUCUCCUCCAUCCCGCCCCCUCCUUCGCACUCCCCGUUGCCACCCCCGUCUGCCGCGCCGCUCUCCCCGCACCCGGGGUCAGGCGGCGGGCCGGGGCCCAAGUCGAAACCGGUCAGUCGGAUCAGCACCGUCGUGUGAGGAAUUGGCGAGCCAGCACGUCUGCCCAUCUCGUCGCUGGCCACCAGGCGGCAGUAUUCAGAUGGAAAAGGGGGAGGAGGGGAGGAGGGCAUGUGCAGAUGUAUCGAAAUGGCCGCUUGGUUAGACGGCGCGAAAUAAGAGGAGGCAAGAGGAAAUUACUGAGCCUGUGUUACUUUCACAUCAACUUUCCCUGCAGCUAGAGCCACCCGUCUUGAUACAGAUUGGUUGAGCCCUCAUUAGGUGGGCGCGGAGGCUGUUGUGAGGAGAGACAACAGUGCCUGAGGCACAUGAUGGUGACACGUUGCUAACUGGGUUUUCACCUGACAAUUAACAAGGAAUGGCCAAUGUGGGGUAUUUUAGUUAGUUUGGUGCACUUCGAGCCAUGCAUGACUCAAGCAAUCACUGCUGAGUGUAAAGAGGCAGAAGGACAUUUUUUGUUGUUUUGUUUAGGGUUUUUUUUACCUCUGUGGUUUGUAAAAAUGUUGUUUUGGCUCACAGGGUUUCUUCACUCUCCUUGUUAUGGAUUGGAACAGUUAUUUAAUUUUUUACUAUGAUACACAUGUUUUGUGUGUAAAUAUCAAGACAGGAAGAGAAACAUCAAGUAGAACAUCAAGAUGAUAAGUAGUGAUGGGAAAAUGAAGCUUUGUGAAGCAUUUGUGAUAUUUUUUACUCCUCUAUGGGGUAGUCUUGGCUUGUGUGAUCAAGAGUAGUGCAAUGGAAGUUCAUAAAAUUUCCACUGAACCUUAAACCAAGAGUGCCAUUUGUAGGACUCAAUAUUUAGUGCUUCAUGAAGCUUCAUUUGACCUAAUCAAGUCAAAUUUAUUUAUACAGCCCUUCAUCACAAAACGUCUCAAAGGGUUUCACAGGCCCAAUAUUAACGGCAUCCCCUGAACUUAAACCCCAGGAGGGCAAGAAGAAACUUUUUUAAAACAUCUGGGGAAAAUGACGAAAUCUUGAGAAGGGGCCACAGAUUGGAAAAUUCCACCUCCAAUGAUGGACAAACUUCAAGAUGAGAAGAAUUCUGACAAACAUUGCGCUAAACAUGAAACUAAACACCAAGUGAAAAACACACAACGACAACAUUGACUGAAACAUCAAGACAAGAAAAAAAAAGCAUCAAGUCAAACAGCAUCUGGACAAACUGCAAGGCAAAAAUAUCACAUAAUGAUGUAUACAGUGUAUCUAUCAUGUAUCACAUAUUCCAAAGGUAUACAAAAGCAUAUUGAUGUAUAGAUGUUUUUUGUAUGAGACACUCUGUGUUGCCAAGAAAGGAGAUUAAGCUAUUAUCAUGAGAUCAAACAGGGUGUAUUGUGCAAAACAGUCUUUUUUGGUUUUUACAUAAAUGGCUUGGUGGUCAUUGAUUCUAAUUAGGAUAUUAAUCCUGUGUAUUUCAUUACAAUUUGGUACUGUUAGGCAAAAUGCAUAUUGUAAGUAGAGAGUGUUACAAUUUCACGUUUAGUAGUGUGUCGCACGCUGUUUUGGCAUUCUACAUAAAUGGUGGGGCAAACAAUCGGCCCGAUUACGAUCGUUGGCCGAUUGAUCUGAGCACCAUUGCAAAACAUGUUCGUGAAAUUGACUAUUUGAUGCAUAUUUUAUUACAUUUGUUUUAUGAAAUGAUUAGUUGAUGAAAUUUAGUUUUAUUAAUUACAGUGAAACUCCUCUACAAUGAAAUCAAGUUUGCAGCAAGAAAUUUUUCACAACAAGGGACUUUUCACGAUAGCAAAUUCAUCUCAAAUGUAAACACACACAAAAACGUACGUGUACUUUUUCUUUUUAUUCCAACAAUGCAUAAGUAUGGGCAUACACUUAUUUGACACUUCAUAUCACCAGGGUAGAAAGAAAAAAAGGGAAAGAAAGUGCUAAAUUUAUAAUCAGCAUUCACUUUCACUUACAUCAAUUUCUUGCAUAACAUCUUUUACUAUGCUUCCUCCAUCUUUCAUUUUUAUUACUUUUAUCCUGUCUUCAAGCGUUAAAGCUCUUCUUCACUCCUUGGUCUGCAAAGGUCCGGUUUUUUUUAGCCAUUUUAGCAAUGCAACGUUCGUGCUGUGUCUGAAACUAACAAUAGCAAAUACUUCCUGUACUGCUGCGCAUGUGUAAGCCACUGUGAUGUUUGCUGUUGCCGUUUCCGAGCUAUGCAGUAGAAAUCGCUGUAGACUGAGUUUGGAUUAGACUUUUGCGGAAUGCUUGUUUUCGUUGUAGUGAAGCUCGUUGCGAGGCAAUUGCAGAGAAAAAGAUUUCGUAUUACGCAACAUGGGGAUGUUUCGUUGUCGGGGGAGCAGAAAAGUGGGAAUGGUUUUAAUGCAUGAAGAUUUUUUCACACGAGGGGGUAUUUUCGCCCAUGUAGGUUUCAUUGUAGAGGUGUUUCAGUAUAAACAAUGAUGUUCCAAAAUUAGAUUUUUCAUCAUUAAAAGUAUCUAUUUCGAUCAUUUGGUUAGUUGUUAAAUUUUUUCGUAAAUGCUGAAGUUCCCCCUGAGGGGUUAUAAUAAAAAUGUGGAAAAAAUUAAUUUUAAUAAUUUUAUUAAAAUGAACUAUUUUCAUAAUUUAGUCAAAUAAUUAUAAUUACAUUAAUUAUCAAGGAUAUGUUGAUUUUCCCCCUUGAGGGGAUGAUUAUGACUAAAAUGAGAUGUAAAAAUUUGAAUCCGUUCAAAUGCAAAAAUAUGUCAUUUUAUUCAAAUGAAAUAUUUUACAUGCAUGCUUUAACUUGGCCCAUCUGUCCUUUUUAAGAAUCAUCAUCAUGUGGCCCUUCAACACUAAAGUUUGCCUACCGCUGUCCUAACAUGGACUACAAUAGCAAUGUUUGCUCACCGAAUGCGGCUAAUCCUAAUAAGAAUCUUGCAAAGUGGAGAACAAGGUGCCUUCUGACAGGAGGAUGGUAAAAUAUGAAUCACGUUUUAAUGGACUAUCAUUUCGCACCAGGGAGGACCUACACGUGUACUUUUCUAUGAUUAUGUUGAUUUUUUUUUUGCCCUUCUGCAAAUAUCAGUCGCCUUUGUGAGUGUGUGCAUGUGAAGUGUGCGCAGUGUGUGUUUUCUUGAGUCUGCGCAUGUGUGUGCCUGCGUGCAUGUGGUUGCUUGUGUGUUCUUCAGGGUUCUGAUGAAUGCAUUUGAACUUGAUUAUUUUCCAAAUAUGUGUGUGAUGUGUUACAUGCAAAAAUUGUGUGAUGGUGUUCCUCUGCACACCUUCUUGGCACCCCUCUUCUUUUCACUCCCAAGAAACACGAUUGCGCUCAUUCGUACUUUUCUUUUAACCCUCGUGGUAUCUACCUGGCUAACAAAACAUUUACUGUAGACUUUAGGACCAAAAUUCUUCAAUGAACAUGUCACAUAAAUUCAUAACUCUGAGUGUCUUUACACUGACAGUCGUACCGCUUGAAGAUGACUUGAAGUCUUUAGACUGAACAUAUUGUUGUAAUGAGACCUGAGGACAACUCGAUUAUAGCGUUUAAAUGUACAUGUCAUGUUACUUGAUGACUUGACAUUUACUCUGCAUGAAACCCGUCAUUGAAAAUAAUUUGAAAUUUGGGUCACUGAAUAUGGCAAGGUUUAUUUGAUGGCCAGACUACAUCAAAUGACUUACAUCAUGGUGACUUGAAAGGUCUUCACAGUGAAGACAAGUCAAUUGAUGAUGAUUCAUAGGGCCCUAUUUUUGUACACAGUGCAAGUCUCGCGCAAAGUUCAAUUUAACUGUGCGCAUUGGUGGGAUUUUCUUUCUUUUGGUCUUUUCGUAAAGGGCAUUUGCGCUGUUGUGGGCAUUAACAGAGCCAACUUUAUUCCCACCCAAUCGAAGCAGCUCCCCUCAUUCCCUUCAAAUUUAGAGCAGGAGAGGUCUACGGUCGUCAACAUGGCAGAAGCAUUACAGACUCACUGGAAUCCAUGCAGGAGAUUGGCAGGUCCAAAAUACGUUCAUUAGGAGUGGCAAGAACUUCUCCACUUUCGGGUGAUGUAAAACUGGCUUCUGCUUCUGAUUCAUAGGGUGCAACGCAUGCUGACAUCGUAUUUUCAAAUGAAAUAUGAUGACAACCCCUAAAUUUGUGUCGUACCACCUGUGUCACAACUUCGACCUUCUUUUAGGCGGUCUAAAUUCGAGUCUACUUUCUAAAUUGUCUGCUUCUAGGGAGAGGUUCAAUAGAAAAUUCCCUUGGUCUUCCGAAGCGCCCAGCGACGCCUGGCAUGAAAAGUAAGAUGCACCAAUUUUUAUGCCGAGCGCAUAUUCCUCUGUCUAUGAAAAUAGGGCCCCAAAUGUUUUUACACUGAACACAUUAGAUGACUUAAGGACUAGAUGAGGACUUUAUUGUGUUCGACUGAACAUGUCACAUGACCUGAUGACUUGGUGACAACUUUAAAAUGUCAUGGAAUAUAUCAUAUGACUUUAUGUUUUGAUGCUCAGAUCCUUUUUUGAAUGAUGUAACAAUUAUUUCAUAAAAUACUGUAAGACUAAUGCCAUGACGUAAUGGAAAGUGCAGUGUUUGGGUCAUCGCGUUCGGACGCCAACUUGCCAUUCGGCGUCACUUUUGUCGCAAUGAAACUUUUACACUUGCAGGCUUGUCUUAACACUGCGUUCACAAAUACAACAUUAGACUUCAAAGGACUAUUUCCCAAGAUAUGAUUGAUUUUGCAGCGAUUGAGCGUUCACUUAAAAGCAAUCAAAAGACUGGAUGACAUUGAAAAAGCGUGUCUGUUUUUUGUUGUUUUUUUUUAAGGGUGCAGCACGUUGACGUAUGAAAACACGCAAAAAUAGAGGCAUGAUGCUCUCUCGGCCCAGCUCUUCCCUCCAUUAUUGCUGUGCAUGUCUUAUUUAUUAUAACAGUAUCUGCACUGAAUGGAACUUUGUACAAAAAGCCACCAUGUACAUAAAAACAUGUUGUAUUCAAUGAAAAGCAGCUCUUUUCGUCAGGAACCGACAGCAACAUUUUUCAUUUUACAGAAAAUCUUUUAUGACUGCUGCUGAACAGGGAUUGUUUUUUUUUCUUUUAAAGAAAAUGAAACCACAAAUGUUGUCUGUGCUUCCUGUGCUGAGGUAGUACGUGUACAAUUGUACCAGUAGUGUCAAAUACUGUACGUUUCCACAGAGAUUACAUUAUUUUAAAGAUGAUUUAGCCAUGUAUAGAAAAAAAUAUUACUUGUAACUUUGUUUUGGACAACGUUGCACAGGCAAAGUGGAAAUAUUUAUUGCAUUGAACAUAUAAAAAUCAGUUCAUGUUAAUGGAA